Molecule: messenger RNA, 1639 nt
Organism: Cuscuta campestris
Lineage: Eukaryota; Viridiplantae; Streptophyta; Magnoliopsida; Solanales; Convolvulaceae
Source: the annotation of a GenBank genome assembly
CAAGAAAGAAAAUAAGGAGGUAGAGUGGGGGGAAAUGGGUGGGUGCAGGUUGGGAAUGAUAGUGGAUUAUUUGUCACAUGCAACAAUAUUGGGGUUCAUGGGGGGAGCAGCCACUGUGGUUUGCCUGCAGCAGCUCAAGGGCAUUCUUGGCCUCCUCCAUUUCACCCAUGCCACCGACUUCUUCUCUGUCCUCCGCUCCAUUUUCACCCAAUUCCAUCAGUGGAGAUGGGAAAGUGGAGUCCUUGGAUGCUGUUUUCUCUUCUUCCUAUUGCUCACCAAGUACUUUAGCAAAAAGAAAGCAGCAUUCUUCUGGAUAAAUGCCAUGGCGCCGUUAACGUCCGUCAUCUUGGGCAGCGUCUUGGUCUACUUCACCCACGCCGAAAAACAUGGAGUUCAAGUGAUAGGGGAGUUGAAGAAAGGGAUAAAUCCGGCAUCUGCAUCAGAGCUGGCGUUUGGUUCGCCGUACAUCGGCACCGCCAUUAAGGCUGGGGUCAUCACCGGUGUCAUUGCCCUAGCUGAAGGAAUAGCAGUGGGGAGAAGUUUUGCCAUGUUCAAAAACUACCACAUUGAUGGGAACAAAGAGAUGAUAGCCUUUGGGAUAAUGAACAUUGCUGGCUCUUGCACUUCUUGCUACUUGACCACUGCGCCGUUUUCUAGGACAGCAGUGAACUUCAAUGCAGGAUGCAAGACAGCAGUGUCGAACAUAGUAAUGGCGGUGACAGUGAUGAUGACGCUCCUAUUCCUCACCCCACUCUUCUACUACACCCCUCUCGUCGUCCUUUCCUCCAUAAUAAUUUCAGCCAUGCUGGGUGUCAUUGACUACCAAGCCGCCAUCCAUCUAUGGAAGCUCGACAAAUUCGACUUCCUCGUCUGCAUCAGCGCUUACAUUGGCGUUGUCUUCGGUAGCAUUGAAAUCGGCCUCGUUGUCGCGGUGGCAUUGUCCAUGCUAAGAGUGCUUCUGUUUGUAGCAAGGCCUAAGACUAUGAUCUUAGGUAACGUCCUUAAUUCGGGCACGUAUAGGAGCGUGGAUCAGUACCCGAAGGCAGCAACCGUGCCCGGAAUCCUCAUCAUUCACAUUGGUGCUCCCAUUUACUUUGCCAAUGCUGGUUACUUGAGGGAAAGGAUCUUCAGAUGGAUAGAUGAAGAGGAAGAGAAGAUUGACAAUAUGAGUGGAACUGAGCUACAAUAUGUCAUUUUGGAUUUGAGCGUCGUUGGAAACGUUGAUACGAGUGGGAUUUCUAUGCUUGAUGAAGUAAAGAAGGAAUUAGAUUUGAGAAAUCUCAAGCUUGUAUUGGCAAACCCAGGAGGGGAGAUGAUGAAGAAGCUUGAAAAGUCAAUGUUAAUGGAGUCAAUAGGGAAAGAGUGGAUAUAUUUGACAGUGGCAGAAGCAGUAAAUACAUGCAAUUACAUUCUCCACACCUGCAAGCCCCCCAAGGCGGCGGCCGCCGACGCCACCACCGCAACGACUGAGAUUGCGGCAGCAGCAUAUGACAAUGUGUAGUGAUAUAAUAAUUGUAUAUAUACAUAUAACGAUUGGUGGGACCCAUUUUCGCAACGGGUUGUCCUACCUUGGCUUUGUUCUCUUCGACCUAUCUGAUUAGUUCUAAUCUGAUCCGAUUAAGUUCUAAUCUCAUUGUAG